This is a messenger RNA of Penicillium canariense, 1068 nucleotides long. Its product is annotated as homoserine kinase. The record is from RefSeq and is a predicted model, not a curated record. Gene Ontology annotation, molecular function: ATP binding; homoserine kinase activity. Gene Ontology annotation, biological process: L-threonine metabolic process. The transcript has 3 exons. The coding region runs from base 1 to 1068 and encodes 355 amino acids. NCBI's taxonomy places the organism in Eukaryota, Fungi, Ascomycota, Eurotiomycetes, Eurotiales, Aspergillaceae.
AUGGCCUCGUCCUUUGUGAUCAGAAUCCCUUGCUCCUCCGCCAACAUCGGCCCCGGCUUCGACGUGAUCGGCCUCGCCCUGUCCCUCCAUCUCGAUAUCCACGUCACCGUCGACCCUUCCAAGGGCUCCUCUACCUUACCCCUCAACUGCGCCAUCACCUACGAGGACCAGAGCAAGUCCGCCGAGCAGAUCAGCCUCGACCCCGAGGUCAACCUCAUCACCCGUGUCGCCCUGUACGUCCUGCGCUGCCAUGACCAGCGCGCAUUCCCCGCCGAGACUAAGGUGCACAUCAUCAAUCCCAUCCCGCUGGGUCGCGGCUUGGGGUCGUCGGGCACGGCCGUCGUCGCGGGUGUCAUGCUGGGUAAUGAGGUCGGCAAGCUGGGACUGAGCAAGGAGCGGCUGCUCGAUUACUGCUUGAUGAUUGAGCGGCACCCGGAUAACGUGGCGGCAUCCCUCUUCGGCGGCUUUGUGGGCACCUAUCUGAAUGAGCUGAAGCCCGAGGACGUGGCGCGGAAAGAGAUCCCUCUGAGUGAGGUCUUGCCUUCACCGGCAGGAGGCAUUGAUACCGGCGUCAGGCCGCCCGAGCCCCCGCUGGGCAUUGGCCACUACCGCAAGUUCGACUGGGCUCCGGAGAUCAAGGCCAUUGCCAUUAUCCCUGAUUUCGUGGUGCCCACUGCCAAUGCCCGCAACGUGCUUCCUCAGACGUACACCAGGGCCGACGUGGUCUUCAACCUCCAGCGCGCCGCGCUCCUCCCCGCCGCACUGGGCAGCACCCCACCAGAUCCAGAUAUGAUCUUCCUCGCCAUGCAGGACAAAGUGCACCAGCCAUACCGCCAGACCCUUAUUCCUGGCCUGAGCGAGAUCCUGCAAUCCAUGACCCCGGCUACCCAGCCCGGCCUGCUGGGCAUCUGCCUCUCCGGCGCGGGCCCCACCAUCCUGGCCCUGGCCACCGAUCGCUUCACCGAGAUCGCUGAGCGCAUCAUCGCCCGCUUCGCCACGAACAACAUCACCUGUCAGUGGAAGCUGCUCGAGCCUGCGCAGGACGGCGCCACCGUCUCAAUGAACUAA